This is a messenger RNA of Homarus americanus (American lobster), 3727 nucleotides long. Its product is annotated as transient receptor potential channel pyrexia-like. The record is from RefSeq and is a predicted model, not a curated record. Gene Ontology annotation, molecular function: protein binding; monoatomic ion channel activity. Gene Ontology annotation, cellular component: membrane. NCBI's taxonomy places the organism in Eukaryota, Metazoa, Arthropoda, Malacostraca, Decapoda, Nephropidae. Gene Ontology annotation, biological process: monoatomic ion transport; transmembrane transport.
UAAGGCAGGAAGACAACAAAAUGGCGGACACCCUCGGCUAAGAGCAAGUUGCAUUCCUCGCUCUAUAUUGACUUACUUUACACGUACACUAAAGGCCACGCUAACACCUUGCAACAAGUAGAAGCCACAACAAUAUGUUUAAAUAUGGUGUUCCCAUCUAAAAUGCAGUAAUGGUAUUCUGACACACCCUGGAGCAGAGUACAAACGGGAGGAUAUACUAAUCAUGGUAACAACAGCCACUUUUCGUGAUUCAUGAACUCGAUAAAAAUAUUUCUCUUACGGCUGAAUGAAGUUUGAUUUUUCAUUUGUGGUAAUUAAUUUCUCAUAAAAUUCGGAGAACAAGUACGCGGAUAAGUACUAGACAGGAAAGGUCAUAAACUCGUAACGAAGAAUAAGACUAGGCCAACGGCAAGUAAGGAUAUAAGCGGUGACGUGAUAAAUACGAAAAAUGUGAAAUGUAUGAUGCUUUUGUUUCACCAAUUAUAAGAAAUAAUUAAAAAAAAAAUGAAGCCAUCAAUAUUCGAUGACGGUAGAAUUUUUGUAUAUAAUUCAGUUGCUGAUUUAGCGAGGAGUUUUAACUGUCAGGUCUCUCGUUACUGAUCAUCAAAAUAACAACAUUAAAAUACACGGAGGUGGUCGACUGAGAGAUCAACUACCAGCGAGUUAGAAGACUUCAGGAAGUAACGAAGUGUUAUAGAAAUUGGGGAAACGUUGCAGAAAAUGACAAAGUGUUACAGGAAGUGGUGAAAUAGUACAGGAAGUGACAGGGUAUCACAGGGUAAUGACCAGAGUGUUACAGCGAGUGACAAAGGUGUUACAGAAAAGAGUAGGGGAGAGAGCCAUACUUUUGAGACGAUGUUGGGGUGUUUGUGGUGAAGCGUGUCAUGGCCAGUAGGAGUGAUCAAUCGCUCUUAGACACUUGCACCACCCAGUCCACACCUUCCUCUGCCCACUCCACGCCCGCCACCGCCCACUCAACACCAACUACGCCCGUUCUCGUCACCACAGUUCGGUGGGCUGAGAAGCGAACUGCCCUGAAAGGCGUUGUCAUGGAAGACGUUGAGAAGCAGACGUCAGGUUUGUCUAACAUGAAGCUGCAGUCAUUUAAGGUUGGUGAUGUCACCGCAUUCCUGGAGGGUGCUAAUGAAGAUGACAUACACAACUUGAUCCAGAUAUGGGGAGCAGCAACUGUGUGCAGGCGACCACUCCUCGGUGAUAAUGGAGUAACCGUUAAGGGAAACCUACUCCAUGCCGCUGCUAAAAUGGGAGCGCAUGAAUGUUUACAGGUUUUAUUAGAUGCUAAUUCAUCUAAAGAUGUCCUCGACGCCCCAGAUGAUGAAGGAAGAACACCACUCCUAGUGGCAGUCUCGGAAGCACAGGAUGAAGUUGUUAAAAAGCUCCUCGAUGUUGGAGCUCAUAUUAAUGCUCGUAAUAAAAACGGUCAGACGGCGCUACACAUCUUGACUUGUGCCAUAGCUGCUGGGAAAAAAAAUGAGGAAACCUUAGAUAAAAUAGCAAACUUACUUUUAGAUAAAAAAUACAAAAUUGAUUUGGAACCUCAUGACCCUUAUGAAGACCUCACACCAUUAGGAAUAGCUGCAUCCAAGUUACCUCAAGAAGACGCGGCUCCCACAAGGAAUGGACUCAUCAAAUUAUGUAAAAAUCUGGUAAAUGCUGGUGCUUCUCUUCAGGAAAAUGGAGAGGAGGGCACUAUUGAAGAAGUUCUAAAACGCAAAGGAGCCCUUCCUUCUAUCCUGAUGGGUGGUGAACUUCCCCCUGCACCUACAAGGCCUGCAGCAUCAGUAUUCCUGGAUAUGAUAUUAAGAAGAAACAGUAUACAGAAUAUACGGGAAUUCUUGCUGACGAAAUCUGCUGAAGAUGCUCGUGGCGCUGAGUAUGUUCGUGCGAUAGUCAAUGAUCGACUUGGUAACCAAACUCUACUUUUCUAUGCUAUUGACAACAGCAAUGAAUCAUUAGUUAAAACACUAAUUGAAUUUGGUGCACAUGCUCGGGCACUUGAAAUAACACAUGAACUUCCCAUUCACCGUGCUGCUGCCCUAGGGCACUUGCCUAUAUUCAAUCUUAUCAUUGAUCGUAUGAAAGGGGGCAAUAAAUCCGUAGAUCUUAGGGAAUAUACUGUUAGUGUUGUCCAAAAACUGAUGGAGAGCAGUAAAAGAAAAAAAGGCCCUUCUCGUGACAUUAGUCAUUUAGAUUGUUUACGAAGAUUAAUGGAAGACGAUGUUCUCUUGAACGUCGACCAGGAAUGGAUGGGUCAGACUGUACUGCAUGUAGCUGCAUAUUUCAAAAAUCAAGAGGCCAUAAGCAAGUUUUUGCAUAUGGGGUCAUUCCUUGGUGCUCGCCAAACAAUGCCAGGUAAGAACCAAGGUAAUAUCCUGGAUUCACUACUUCCAGCAACUUUGGAACGAGCCAUGGAUGGCUGUAUUACACACCAGCCAGCAAAUGGUGAUGACAGUGAACCAGAAAAUGUUCUAAAGGAGGAUUACUUGUUGAAACUGAACUUUAAUUUUCUUUUACCUCCAGUCACUGUUGAUAAAAAGAAAGAGGUGAGAAGUACUAAUGAGGUGGAAGUAUUGAUGGACAUUAAAAGGAGUAAAAGGCACCGACAUACCAUAAAACAUCCACUCGUACAGUGUCUGUUGUAUGCAAAGUGGCGGAAGGCUCUACCUCUUUACCUUCUCAAUCUAGGGCUCUACUUCUUCUUUGUCGUUAUUCUUACAGGAUUUGUUUACAGUCUGAAUGAUUUACGUGUACUUGAAGCUAAAUCAAAGAUGUCUGGCAAUUCUGGAUCUUCCAAUACUACUCAGGAUCUGGAAGAACGGAUUUCAAGUCAACAAACAACAAUGUAUUUGUUCAAAGGAUUUCUUAUCCCGCUCACUAUGUACAUGCUUAGCAGGGAGGUGUUCCAAAUUCUCUACGUAUGGGAAGACUAUCGUAAGAAUAUUAAGAACUACUUUGACAUAUUUUUGAUAGUGGUUGUGAUAAUAAUGUGCUGCACAACAUUUGAUUCCGACAUCACUCGCCACCUAGCUGCUUGGGCUAUGAUUGUUGCCUGGUACGAGUUUGUGCUGAUUCUUGGUCGAGUUCCUCCCCUUGCCAUCUACAUUACAAUGGUUCAACAUACCUCCAAGAAAUUCAUAAAGUUCAUAGUAUUGUAUGGUGCCCUUAUCCUAGCCUUCACCAUCAGCUUCAACAUCAUCCUACAGCCCACUAAUAAUGGUCAGGAGUCAGACUUCAGUAAUUUCUGGUCAACACUGCCAAAGGUAAUAGUGAUGGCAACUGGUGAAUUUGAAUACUCAGACCAGCGUGAGCAGUUCUCUCGCAAGUUUCUGUUCUUCACGUCGGCCAUACUUCUCUUCCUUCUCUUUCUCUUCCUGAUUUUUCUGGUCCUCAUGAAUGUUAUGAUUGGACUAGCAGUCACAGAAACCCAGCAAGUGUUAGAGGAUGCCAUACUCUACUCCCUUACUUCACGCCUGGAACUCGUCUACCUCACUGAAUCCUUGUUCCUUCAGUGUCCAAGAUUGAGGUCUUAUAUUGACAAAAUUCACGUAAUGUUAGGAUCCAAGUACUGGCCCAUUCUGUCAGGAACCGAGAAAGGAUCCAUUCUGUAUGCACAGAUUAAUAACCCCAAGAAAAGGAAAAGACUCAUAUCUGGGGAAAACCAGGAAUUCCAGAGUAAACUGGACGAUGACACAGCUGAAUGCCUCAG